CCCUCUCUCGCUCUCCUAAUUUUACAUCGGAAAAUUCCAUAUUCAAUUGAAAACUUUUUGGUUCUUUGUUUUCAUUCAUCGCAGUGAUAAAUUUUAUUCCUCGGAAAAUUUCCUUAUAUUAUCAUAGAUGAUAUGAGUUUCAUCAAAGACAUAAUAGACUAUUUAAGCUCAAUCAUCUCCACCGAUAGCUCGCCGUAUGAAUCUACCCCAAACCCUAGUUCUUCCACGUGCCAAAACAUGGAGGGAAUAUCUGGAAACGAACGCACCGCGUAUAAGCUCAAAGGAUACUUCGAUUUGGCCAAAGGCGAGAUCGACAAAGCGGUUCGUGCGGAAGAAUGGGGUUUAGUAGACGAUGCCGUGGUUCACUAUAAAAACGCACAACGAAUUCUGGUCGAUGCUAGCUCAACUCCCACACCUUCGUGUAUCAGAUCUAGUGAACUAGAAAAGGUAAAAUCAUACAGGCAAAAGAUAUUGAAAUGGCAGGGGCAAGUAUCUGAGAGACUACAGGUUUUAAGUCGCCGAUCAGGAGGCACAUCGGCGAACAAGAACACCUUAACUCAAUCACAAACUGCUGCAGUUUCACCAAGAGCAUCAAAUUCUAGGAGAGAGGUAUUACAAAAGUCUCCUCGUAACCUGGUGGUGAGAAACCAGAUUGAUAGAGUUGGAAGUUCGAAAUCUGCAAAAGAACCUGCUAAUGGUUAUGAGUCAAAGUUGGUUGAAAUGAUUAAUACAGCAAUAGUUGAUCGGAGCCCUGCUGUUAAAUGGGAUGAUGUUGCUGGCCUUGAAAAGGCUAAACAAGCAUUAAUGGAAAUGGUUAUUCUUCCAACUAGAAGGCGAGACUUGUUUACUGGACUUAGAAGGCCAGCUAGAGGUCUGCUUCUUUUUGGUCCACCUGGUAAUGGGAAGACCAUGCUUGCCAAAGCAGUUGCAUCUGAAUCACAGGCAACAUUCUUCAAUGUUUCUGCAUCCUCUCUAACGUCUAAAUGGGUAGGAGAGGGUGAAAAGCUUGUCCGGACUCUCUUCAUGAUCGCCAUAUCCAAACAGCCAUCUGUUAUUUUCAUGGAUGAAAUUGAUAGUGUCAUGUCAACGAGGUUGGCUAAUGAAAAUGAUGCUAGCAGACGGUUGAAGUCAGAGUUUUUAAUCCAGUUCGAUGGAGUGACAUCCAACCCCAAUGAUUUAGUAAUCGUCAUUGGUGCCACUAACAAGCCUCAGGAAUUGGAUGAUGCUGUUCUUAGAAGAUUGGUUAAGAGGAUAUAUGUACCUCUUCCAGAUGAAAAUGUUAGAAGACCUCUCCUAAAACACAAACUCAAGGGUCAAGAAUUUUCCUUACCUAGUCGGGACCUAGAACGACUUGUGAGGGAGACAGAAGGAUAUUCUGGAAGUGAUUUGCAAGCAUUAUGUGAAGAAGCAGCUAUGAUGCCAAUUAGAGAGCUCGGUUCAAAUAUUCUUACUGUCAAGGCAAAUCAGGUGAGACCUCUAAGAUAUGAAGACUUUCAGAAGGCAAUGUCAGUUAUUAGGCCCAGUUUAAACAAAAGCAAGUGGGAAGAACUUGAACAGUGGAAUCAAGAGUUUGGGUCUAAUUGAAAUCUGUUUUCCGCUGAGCAGUGCAUUAUUUCCUUUGUCUGUUGAAAGAACAGCUUAAGCAAAGGUCGAAACGCAACUCGUAGCACCGCCUGCGCCUAACCAGUUGUGUAACUAUUAAGAA
Hibiscus syriacus is the source of this 1705-nucleotide messenger RNA. Its product is annotated as spastin-like. The coding region runs from base 133 to 1584 and encodes 483 amino acids. Gene Ontology annotation, cellular component: microtubule cytoskeleton. NCBI's taxonomy places the organism in Eukaryota, Viridiplantae, Streptophyta, Magnoliopsida, Malvales, Malvaceae. The record is from RefSeq and is a predicted model, not a curated record. The transcript has 14 exons. Gene Ontology annotation, molecular function: ATP binding; ATP hydrolysis activity.